GCUAUGGUUUGAUUGAUGCUAGUCGUGAUUUACUCCGAUGUUGUCUUGGAAUCAUUCUCCCUAACUCGCCCAAAGUCGUGUCCGAAUGAGAGUCUUUCAAGACAGGUGAUGGGGGAGGGCCGGAAGGUUUAGGGGUGUUGAUAUAUAAAGGCUUUCAUAUUGGUUAUCAUUUAGGGAGGAGUUUCGUGACCCUACAGUUUUAAAAUUUGAUUGAUUUGACGUUAAACUCGAUGCUUCACUCACACCCGCCCUUAUUUUCUCCCUGAAUUCCCCACUUUCGAACUGGGCUGUACAAUUUUAAGAGCAUGCUGUAAAAAUCAGCUGAUUCCUGAGCCCAUCAAAACGUUUCCAACUUCUCUUUGAGGCUAACCUGCGAUAAGGCAAGCUAACAGAAGAAAGAUCAACAACCAGUGGCCAUAGCACGUCAUACGCCAAUGAUUAACUCGUACAUGGGUGAAUCAAUGGGACGUAAUUUUUUUUUCGAGAGUAUAGUUCUCAGUAAAUUGUACUCUUUCAAGCCAUCGCAUCAUGUGUACUGCUGCAUUAUCUACCCUGUCUGCAUUUCAGAAAUGGACUUGCGUCUCUCCAAGUAGCAAAAAAAUAUAGAAUUCCAACUGAGCUAUAAGGCAUUGUAGCGUCUCUAAUGCGAUGCAAAGUCAGGUUAGCGUGACUGAGAACUGGCGUGACAAAUCAUAAAACAAGUUCGUUUUCAUGACUGUUUCUCAUGAAAAGAUUGUUACAGAGCUUCGCCGCCAUAUUUGUUUAAAAAAGGACAGUUCCAUUCCUUGCUUACAACCUUUGGCAGCGUAAGAAGAAUGGAUAAAGUUCAAGAUUUCCCAUCCAUAAUCGACAUAAACGUCGGUGGUAAUGUUUACACCACAUCAUUGGCCAGCCUUACAAGGUUUCCAGACUCAAUGUUGGGAGUCAUGUUUAGCGGACGACGGUCGGUGGCGAAAGACUCCCGAGGAAAUUUUUUCAUCGAUCGUGACGGACCUAUGUUUCGAUAUGUCUUAAAUUUCCUGCGCUCGUCCAAGUUAAAUUUACCGGACAAUUUCCAAGAAUUCGAUCAACUCACCGAAGAGGCUGAUUUCUAUCAAAUUCCUCGACUCAUCGACGCCCUGAAGAAAAUCAAAUUAAAAAGAAACGUGGUGAGAAAUCAAGUGAUUCGUUUAACUCUGGACAGGGACAAGCAUGGAUUGGAAACGCUUUUGACAGUGUUCGGCGAGAAACACAUUUUACAGGAGAUUUUUCAAGGACACGACUUUAUUUCUAGUCCCCUCGUAUUUUCCUUUGAUAAAGAGCAGGCCGACUCGUCAACUAGAGCAAUACUGCAAGAAAUUACUAGCCAUGGGUUUGAGGUGUUGACAAGUCUUUCACAUCCUGAAGAUAAAUCCAUCAAUGAAUGGUUUUUAAUUUGUCGGCGUUAAGCAAAUAAACUACAGUUUGAUAAAUUUGUCACUAAUCGCCUGUUCUUUGGCGUUUUCCAGUUUGGAGUCUUGAGCCCGAAGGAGGAAAUAUAGAACCCGUCUCGUUCUCCUGCAUUUGCAUAGGUAGUCACACAAAUGGACCGACUAGAAUUACAAUUAGUGUCACGCGAUUUCGUUAGCUUCGGCCAUAAGGAGGAAGCGAGGUAACAAAUUCUUUAAACAAUGAAAUCAUAUUUGACUCAAUUACAUGGGGAAAUCUGGAAACAACUUGUUUGUAUGUUCUUAAUGUGAUCAAAGAAAAGAGGCUGAAUGUGAGACCAUCGGAAAUAAUUGCUGUCGAUCGUUCCGAUAUGUUCGAAAAUCUUUGGAACUCCUAGAAUCAUCUUCGGAAGUCUUCAUGCCCUCUUCGGAAACUUGUGGGUAAGUGAUGUAAUUCUAUGAAAAACUUACUCCAGUGGAGAAAUUUUGUUCCGUUAAGUGUCUAUUCUUCUCGACUGAAAAAUUAUCAGGUGUCAGUUUUAAUUGCUGUAGAGGAAGAGACGCAAGUUAGGUGCAGGAAUUUCGAUCCUACCAACAAAGCUUUCAGGUUGAUUUUUGGUUUGAAAUCAUAGACAGUUUCUACUAACUUGUUUACAUCCUUGUUGCACUCAAUUCAGAUCAUGUGAUGAUUCAUUUGGGAGGUUACAAUCGUUCUGUUUGUACAUACUCCCGUGCAAGCAGAUGGGUGUGGCAAAUUGCACAAUUGUAACCUCUUAAAUGAAUCAUUACGUGAUCUGAAUUGGGUGGCAACAAGGAUGUAACCAUGUUAGCCGAAUCCUUCUGUUAGCGGGCGUAGGGUUAAGGGCGCUGUAGCGAGACAGCUAAAAUUUCAGGUCUGUUGCUGGGUCUGUAACUUGUUGAUAAAGUUCGUAGGUGUGUUAUAGGAAACAUUCGAACAAUGCUCGGUUCCAUUAAAAUGUGGGUGUUACUGACGUUAUCCAGCAAACAGACUUUCCGAUAGUGUGGCUGAGUAAGUAUAGACUAAUCUACCCUGACUUCAGUUACAUCCUUCGUGAAGCAC
Molecule: messenger RNA, 2487 nt
Organism: Orbicella faveolata
Lineage: Eukaryota; Metazoa; Cnidaria; Anthozoa; Scleractinia; Merulinidae
Product: BTB/POZ domain-containing protein KCTD6-like
Biological process (GO): protein homooligomerization
Molecular function (GO): protein binding
Source: RefSeq, a predicted model, not a curated record